Haemonchus placei is the source of this 1605-nucleotide messenger RNA. The record is from the annotation of a GenBank genome assembly. NCBI's taxonomy places the organism in Eukaryota, Metazoa, Nematoda, Chromadorea, Rhabditida, Trichostrongylidae.
AUGAUUCUUACACCCUUAUUUGUAAUUUUCAGAGCAUUCUCGAUAACCGUUAACGGCUACAUGACGACUGCGCUGGUCAUUUUGGGCACAAUAGGAAAUGUACAUGGAGUGAGACGUGUUCAAGUCACCAAUCUUGAUAAGAACCGAGGCGUCGUGUUGGCCGUGUCACUGAUCGCCCUGGCCAUUUGGGACACAGUGCUGCUGUGGUGCGCAUUUUUCUACUACGCCAUUCGAAAAUUGCCAAUCGCCAUCAAUUCCGAUUGGCUGAACAUCUUGAUGCCAUGGUUUCAUCCCUUCUCUCAGAUUGCCAAUACAGCAGCGACAUGGUGUGUUGUCGCUAUCACUUGGCAGCGGUUCAUGGCCACGAGGGAUCCAUUCAGGACCCCAAGGUCGGCAGCAGUAGUACAGUCUUUCCGAAGCGAACGGCGGAUAUCAUUCAUGUACUGUUCGACGUAUCGACGUCUUUUACGAAUGCCAAUUGCGCUCUCUAUUGGAGCCGUUUUAUUAAACAUUCCAGCCUUUUUUGAACUAUAUAAUUAUUUGUGCUACAAAGCGGAAGAAAAUCGCAUAGCAAUUUCGGUGCGUCCUACCGCCUUACGUUUGCAAAGCGCUUAUGCGUUAUACCGCCUGAUCUCACGAAUGAUUGCCGUCUCGAUCGGUCCAAAUUUAGGCAUUCUCAUUCUGACCUUGCUCACGGUGUUUAUGCUUCGCGGCUCAAAUCGAACACGGCGGCAAAUGUUCCAAAUGAGCGAUCACUUUCUCGACCGUAACGCCUCUAGAGAAAUUCUACAAACGCUUAUUUCUAUUAUGCUAGUGUCCAAGUUUUUAUGCUUCAGAAGUCUCACUUUUGUGCUUGAUCUGGUCGAAGUAACCGUCGGUGACUACAACUAUUAUUUGGUGGAUAUUUCAAAUUUCCUUGUAAUUCUGAAUUCGGCCACUAACAGCUUGGUAUUCUUGAAAGCUAGUACAUGGCUGAACAAUCGACUCGUCGAACGGAAGACGAUGAGGCGAAAGAAGACAGUCUGCGAUGCAGGGCAGCUUCUUGGAGAUCGACUCAGUAUACUGUCAUCAACAUGGCAACAGGCGAUGCUUCUCAAUGAUAACAAUCCCGGAUUGAGGAUACUUUAUUCCAUUCUACGACGUCAACCCACCUUGUUCGCUGUGUUCAGAGCACCUAAUCUCGUGCUUUAUGCCAACGACAAAGUCGGCCAGAUGGAAGCCGAAAUGCUCUCCCUGCUCACCAACGGGAAUGCAAAAAGCUUUGAUCUGCUCACCAAUUCAAAGUACGUUGAAGUAGCCCAACGAAUCACCUCCUUCAUGGGUGAACUCAUCAAAAUAAUGAAGGAUGGCAAACCUGAAGAGUAUAUCGUGAUGCGGAUUCGUCGCGUAGGAGCGAUCCAUUUCCAGCACGGGAUUCCAUUCCCAUCCGCUGUGUGGCGAGAGUUCAAAUCCAGUACAAUCACCAUUAUAUCAGAAUGCGAGUUCAAGAGUCAUGAUGAACGAGAAGCUGCACUGGAUGCAUGGAAUUAUUUUGUGUCCUUCAUCAUUCGUGAAAUGAAAAUGGGCACGUGGGCCAUGGGCGAAACGCUCGGAUCGAUAUCCUGA